Malus domestica (apple) is the source of this 936-nucleotide messenger RNA. Lineage: Eukaryota; Viridiplantae; Streptophyta; Magnoliopsida; Rosales; Rosaceae. The record is from RefSeq and is a predicted model, not a curated record.
AUGAAAUUAUCCAAUGCUCUCAAGGCUGCUGGGUUUCAACAAUCUUUGUUUGAUUACUCAUUGUUCGUCCGAAGUCAUCAAGAAGAAAGUGAGCUAAAGACACCAGAGGGGAGUAAAAACACAGAGGAAGCACCUCAAACAAAUGUAGCACCAAAUCCCGUUUUGUCUCUCCUGAAUGGUAUUGGUAUUUUCAGUUUUGGUGUCCUUGGUGUGCUGUACGCAUUGAUUCGGUCAGAAAAGAAAGCCACUGAUGCCAUAGUCGAAUUUAUGAAGACCAAGCUGAAAGAAAAGGAAGCUGUUAUUGUUUCAUUAGGGAAGAGCUAUGAAUCUAAUUUACUAGGUGAACAGGAAGAACGGAGCAAGCAACUAGCAAAGGCAAAGGACGAGCAAAAUUCUUUAACAAGCCAAUUGAAUUUGGCCGGAGAAGAAAAGGUAGUACUUGAAGAGAAUUUGAAGGAAAAGCAAAACUCAAUUGAAGUCCUACAGGGAAUGAUUGAUUUGCUCAAUUCAGAAAUCAAGGAUAAAGAAACCAAUGUCCGAAGUCUUAGUUCUUCUCUUGCCGAAAAAGAUUUGGAGUUGAGGGACUUGAAAGCUACCUACAAUCAAAUGAGGGAUGAACUAACGAAUGCACUUUCAGAUAGUCAAAUGUUGAAAGAUGAACUCUUGAAAAAUCAAAAGGAAUUAGAAUUGAAGAAUUCCUAUCUCGAUGAAUUGAAUGCAACAGUUAGUUCUUUCACUUCUGAAUUAGAUGAUUCGAAGAGGGAGUUUGAUCAGGAAGAAUACAAUAAUCUGAAAACAUCCUCCUGUAGAAAGGCGGAUUUGGAUGCUAAGCUUUUGGAAGAAAGGGAAGAGAAAUUUCAGCAGCUAAAGGAAAAGCUUGAACUUGCUCUGAGUGACACAAGUAGAAACAAAGAAUUAAAUUCUGAUUUGACCUGA